UCGGGGGCCCUGGCAGAGGGGAGAGGGGCCCAGGAAUACCACUCCCUCAUCCAGGUGCCCAACGGCGGCCCCUGGGGUGCUUGGGCCUGGCAGGACAUGUGCCCCGAAGGGACCUACGCAACGGGCUUCAGCCUCAAGGUGGAAGCCUAUCAGGGCCUUGCCAACGAUGACACCGGGCUGAAUGGGAUCCGGCUGCACUGCACCCGGGGGGGCCGCGGGGACAAGCACGAAGUCCACACCGUGGAAUCCCAGAGUGGCAUGUGGGGGAAGUGGUCGGAGCCCGUCUGGUGCCCCUCCGGCGGGUAUCUGCAGAGAUUCUGCUUGCGAGUGGAGAAGAUGCGAGGUGGAAUACAGGACAACAUGGGAGCCACCAACAUCCGCUUUGCUUGCUCGGGUGGGCAGAACCUGGAGGGCCCGGGCUUGUCCUGGGGGGAGUAUGGAGCAUGGAGCCCCCUCUGCCCGAAGGGGUUGUGUGGAAUCCAGACCAAGAUGGAGAUGCCACGCGGGGCCCUGAGGGAUGACACAGCUCUCAAUGAUGUCCGCCUCUUUUGCUGCAACCACUGAG
Molecule: messenger RNA, 565 nt
Organism: Heteronotia binoei (common prickly gecko)
Lineage: Eukaryota; Metazoa; Chordata; Lepidosauria; Squamata; Gekkonidae
Gene: VMO1
Product: vitelline membrane outer layer 1 homolog
Source: RefSeq, a predicted model, not a curated record